GGGAGAUAUGGUGAUGGAUCGGAACAAGCGGAAUUCGAUAGCGGGGUUCCCGUCCCGGCCAGAUCGGUUUGAGGAUCAUGAGGGAGGGGGCGGGGGGGAGGCGGGUGCCCCCCAGAUGGGCCGGUUCUGCUCAUCCUCCUAUCGAGCCCUCAUCAACGCCUUCUCCCGCCUCACACGCCUCGACGACUUCAUCUGCGAGAGAAUCGGCACAGGCUUCUUCUCCGAAGUUUACAAGGUGCGACACCGGACCUCUGACCAGGUGAUGGCCCUAAAGAUGAACAAGAUGAGCAGCAACAGAGCUAACAUGUUGAGGGAGGUGCAGCUCAUGAACAGGCUCUCGCACCCCAACAUCCUCAGGUUUAUGGGUGUUUGUGUGCACGAAGGCCAGCUCCAUGCACUGACCGAGUACAUCAAUGGUGGUAAUUUGGAACAACUUCUUGAUAGCAACAAGCACCUGAGCUGGGCAGCUCGAGUCAAGCUGGCACACGACAUUGCCAUGGGUCUGAGCUACCUGCACUUUAAGGGAAUCUUCCACAGAGACCUGACAUCCAAGAACUGUUUGAUAAAGUGUGAGGAAGACGGUUACACAGGGGUGGUGGGAGAUUUUGGUCUUGCUGAGAAAAUCCCUGAUUACAGUGUUGAAAGUGAGAAGUUGUCGGUGGUCGGCUCCCCAUUUUGGAUGGCGCCUGAGGUCCUCAGAGAUGAGCAAUACAAUGAGAAGGCGGAUGUCUUUUCCUAUGGUAUCGUACUCUGUGAGAUUAUAGCCCGGAUACAGGCUGAUCCAGAUUAUCUGCCACGCACAGAGAAUUUUGGUUUGGACUACCAUGCUUUUCAGCACAUGGUUGGAGACUGUCCACCUGACUUCCUCCAGCUGGCUUUUAACUGCUGUAAUAUGGACCCCAAGCUCCGUCCUUCCUUCCCAGAGAUGGUGAAGACACUGGAGGAGAUCCUGAACCGGCUGAGAGCAGAAGAGUCAGAGAGAGAGAGGCUACACCUCAGUGUGGAGAGCAUCGACAGGAAGACAUUUCCCAAAGGUCCAGGUGAUAAGAUACAGGGAGUGAAACGCUCAAACCCGAUGGGACUUCAGGAUGGCAAGAUCCCUCCCAAGUCUCCCAGGCCAAGGCGGAACAUCUUGCUUUCACGGAGCCAGUCGGACAUUUUCGCUCGGAAGUCAAGCCACAAGAUCAAUGUUCAGGACCCCUAUUACCAGCCAACACGAGGCGGAGCUGGCGGCCGCAAGAUCAACCCUUUCAAUGCCCGGGAGGACCUCAAGGGUGGCAAAACCAAGUUUUUCGACAUGCCCAGCAAGUCUGUUAUCUCGCUGGUGUUUGACCUGCACUCCCCCCAGAGCGGUGUGAUCACCUCCCGGCGACAGUUCAGACGGGGCUAUGUGGGUGCGGUGGGGGUUGAUCACUGGCAGGAACCUUCCCAGUUUCCAGGCAGGCGCUGUCGAUCGCUGCCCGUCUCUCCUGUGUUGCUACCCAAAGAGUGCUUCGGAAUUGGGGGCGGCGAGCUGUCCUCCACUGUCUGCAAGUGCGACCCUGUGUUGCUGGUCAACGAGGUGCGACAGAAGGUGCUAAGCAGUGGAGGCAAAUAUUCUAUACUGGAGAUCCCGCCCUUCCGUCCCAGGUCCAAUUCGGAGGAAUUUGAGGAGGAGGUAGACAGGGGUGAUUGUGAGGAUGGCGAGAGUUGGUCUACUCAUCACCAACAGGCUGCUUCUCAGUCUGCUGAUCGGGACGAGGCUAUGGAUUGCUCAGACAGCCAGGGGGGACCAGAAGAACCAGGGGAGGAUGAUUGUGAGUUUUACCCUGCUGUAGACAGGUUAAGCCCCCCAGUGAGCUGUGGACGCGGUGAGAACAGCACUUCGAGUGGGAACUCUGUCUGUGAGGAUAUGGAGGCAGAGAACGAGGAGGAGAUGCAGAGGGAUAUGUCCAAUCUGACCAUCCCUGUAGUGACGGGGUUAGGGGCACAGACUCCAACCACAGACAGCAGCAAGUCUUCUUUCAGCCUCAGCAUCUCGGUGGAGCCUGACUCUGAUGAGGAGUCUUUUCUCUCCUCUGAGGAAAACUUUGGCCCCAUCAUACAAGCCCCCUGCGUGGUGUCUAGAUCGCCAGACAUCCAAUCCAAAUGUGACAUUUAAAAAUAAAGGAAUUGAAAAGAAAAACGAUUAUUUUUUGUGCCCAAGGUGUUAAGGAAGAAUAAGUUUGUCUACUUGAUGAUGACAGGCAGACAGAGUAUUUUUUUUUUUAAUUUAUUGUUGUUGUUGGUGUAAGUAAUGUUUAAUACACUAUAGCGGUUCCCGAGAAGUUGUUUUGUAUUGUUUGUACAUGAGGAGAUCCUCUGAAUGACAAGUGAGGGAUCCACUUUGGAAUCAUGGUCCAUUAUUUCAUAUCCUGACCAUCAUAAUCAAGUUACUAUACAUAAUAAGACCAGUCAUGGGAGUGACCCAACUUUAGUUUCAUUUUGACAGCUAUCUGCAGUUACAUCAAACCUGAAAUCUCCAACUAUCCCUGAGAAUGUUUGGUAUUGCAUGUUCUUGUCAAUUUAAUAAUAACCCACGAUAAGUAUGUGGAAUGACACAAAAGCAGAUUUAUCUUUUAGAUCAAUUGUAAUAUAUCACACACACAAAUAAGACCGUAUAUUUAUAUUAACACAAUACACUGAUGCGUAUGCACAAACAAAUGCACAUUUUUUUAAACCUAUCUAAUAGCAAAAUUAUCUUAUUUUAUGAAACAUGUAAAAAACUAUGAACAAAAAUACCAUUACGAGUGCAAAAUAUUUUUUAAAAACAUUAAGAAAUGAACUAAAGGGCUGUGUUAUUUACAUCUUAAAACAAUCACCAAUUGUUGUUUUGGUCAUGGAUAAAUAUAAAGUAUGUGUACACAGUGUAAUAUAAAUAUAAUAAAUGCAGAGGGUGACAAUGUAAUUUGAAACCCACAGAUAAAUGUGUUCUAGCUUCUGAACAUUGUGUUUCAAACAGUGAAUGAAAAAUUUGCCUCCUUGAGAUUUUGUGAUAUAAAGUUCUGCACACAAAUAAGUUUACACUGCCUAUAUCAAGAGACCUUGAGUUCACUGUAGUGCAGCUGAUGAAAACACUGGGCUUGCAGAUAUGUUGAAGUGAAAGUAAAAAACAAACAAAAACAACAACAAAUGUCUUCCGAGCAAUAUCUAAUACCAUAAUGUGAUCAUUUUUAAGACCCAUCACAAAUAAAGCAAAGCUGUUUCUAUCGUGUGGCGAAGCCGAUAAUAAACAAUAAACCACACUAUAUAUAUAUAUAUAAAAUAUAAUGGCCACUGCCUUCUGAACCAGAAAGUGGUUGAACAGCUGUCUGCAUUUUCAGUGAGUCAGCACUGUGUACUGUAUAUGAUUAUUUAGCUGCAGUGUCAGUAUUAUGAUGCUACUCUACUAAGCCCACAAAUAGUGAUUGUAAAAGUUUUAGGGAAAGUGGAAUUGGGGGAUAUAUAUAUUUUUAAUCCUUUUUUUGUUUGUUUUUUAAUUGCCUUGUGUAGUAAACACCAAUAUAAAUGUUAAUGUUGCAGCCAUAAAGUGCUUUCUGGCAUUUUCGUUAUAAAAAGUGAUAUUGCAAGAAAAAGUUUUACUGAACAGCUAAAACCCCAAGACUAGAAGGGCUUUCGUUUGUCGAAAGGCUCUUUCAGUUGUAAUGGUGAGGGUGUUUGAUAUUCAUAGGAUGAAUUUUUAAAAGGGGUCUCCUUUCCUGGUUAGGAUUUAAGUUGUUAUGUUGGGUUGUUGUUGUUGGGGGGGGGGGGGGAAUAUAGCCUGUUCUUGUUUGCAUUUGUUGAAUGAUGCUGUUCUAGUGUCACUACAUUUCUAUGCAAUAAAGAAGUAGCCUCAAAUUUUUUUUAAAUCUAUUUUGGUAUUUAUGAAUUUAAUUAUGGUUUAAAACACCUCUGUUAACUUGUAAAAUAUGAGUUUUUUGCUGUUAAUAAAUACUCCUUUCUGGUUUUUCUCUCCUUUUUGUUCUGUAUUUUAUUAGUUUUUUUUUUUAUUGGGGGGGGGGGGGUCUGUACCAUUUUGGUGUUUAAUGUGAAGCCAGGAUGAUGUUUUGUCUGAGGAUAGAUUUGAUUUAUUUUGUACAGUAACCAAAAAAAUUGAACACUUUAAUCCAAAGACAACAACCAGGGUUUAAAUAUUUGCAUAAUUGUCUUUUUUAUUAUUUUACAUAAAUGUUUUCCCCACUUGUUUAAAUAAU
This is a messenger RNA of Polyodon spathula (Mississippi paddlefish), 4211 nucleotides long. RefSeq names its product dual specificity testis-specific protein kinase 2-like. NCBI's taxonomy places the organism in Eukaryota, Metazoa, Chordata, Actinopteri, Acipenseriformes, Polyodontidae. Gene Ontology annotation, biological process: actin cytoskeleton organization; protein phosphorylation. The record is from RefSeq and is a predicted model, not a curated record. Gene Ontology annotation, cellular component: nucleus; cytoplasm. Bases 8 to 2140 code for a protein of 710 amino acids. The transcript has 10 exons. Gene Ontology annotation, molecular function: ATP binding; protein serine/threonine kinase activity.